AUCAAAAUGAAAGAAAUCAGGCUAGGCGAGAACUUAAUAGGUAUAAUAUGCAUAGCAUAGCAAGAAAUAAUAUUGCUAUAGAGAGUAACUACCUCGGAGAAUUAAACCAUAAUUGUCAGUAUUGCAGUGCAAAGAAGUUUUUAAAUGAAACUCAUUUUUUGUGCUGCCAUUCAGGAAAAGUUGCAUUAGCUCCUCUUUCUCUUUAUCCGCCAUUGUUGACUGGUUUAAUGACAGGAAACCAUGUUGAUCAUGCUGUAAAUCAAAAUUUUUUUAAACACAUAAGGAGUUAUAAUUCCUCUUUAUCUUUUGCUUCCUUCACUGCCGAAAUAGCUCCUCCCUCAAAUAAUGGCCCUUUCUGUUUUAGGGUCUGUGGGCAAAUUUUGCAUCGUGUUGGAAAUUUAAGGCCUGCAGAAGGUUGUCUGCCCAAAUAUUGUCAGCUGUAUAUCUAUGAUCCUAAUGCAGCAGUGUCAUUCAGAAUGGAACAACCUGGUAAUGAUGGUUGUAUACAUGAGUUAAUGCAACUCUUGCAAACAUUAAUUAAUCAAGAAAACCCAUUUGCUCUUGCAUUUAAAAACAUGGCAGAAGUAGAGGAUGAAGAAAUCCGCCAAGCAGCUUUAGAAGGUAGACCAACCUCUGUUGUAAGAAUGUCUUUGCUUGAAGGUCAUGAUAGACGUCGAUACAAUCUUCCUUCCCAUGAGGAAGUUGCUAUUGUGUUUGUGGGAGAUGAUGGUGCUCCACCUGCAUCCAGGGAAAUUGUUAUAUACCCUCGAGGUCAGCCUUUAAGAACAAUUUUGUCUAUGUCUGCAAAUUUGGAUCCUUUGGUAUAUCCAAUAUUCUUCCCGAGAGGUGAUGCUGGAUGGCACAAUCAACUAGAGCACAACCCUGACCGUGCAACCCGUGUUAGAAACCAUGUUACUUUGUCUCAGUAUUAUAAUUAUAGGCUUGCUGUUAGACAAACUUUUAGUCCUAUAUUCUAUGGUAAGAAACUUUUUCAGCAAUAUGUUGUUGAUGCAUAUGUCAAAGUUGAGGGACAGCGCCUUGCUUUUAUUAGAAAUAACCAAAACAAACUUAGAAGUGAGCAAUAUGAUGCAUUGCAUGAAGAUUAGCAUACUCAAUGACCAUAAAUAAAAGUCAAGGUCAAACUUUUGACAAAGUUGGUAUUUAUCUCAAAAACCCUUGCUUUUCACAUGGUCAACUCUAUGUUGCAUGUUCAAGAACAAGAUCGUUUAAUACCUUAUUUUUUAAAAUUGAUGAGCAUUCAUUACAAGGUAUGUCAUUUAACAAAUGCUACACAAACAAUGUUGUAUUUACCAAUGUACUAAAUCUAUAAAUAAUUAAUUUUUUACAAUUAAACUCCUCAUUUCUUAUAAAUAUUUUAACUGUAAUUUAAAGUAUUUUUGUGUGUUGCUUGAUGCAGUAAUGUGUGAUAUUUAUUAUGUGUUUAAAUAUGUGUUAAGGUUAUAUUUUGUAAGUGUUUAUGUGUAACUAAUGUGUAAAUGACUGUUAUAUGUGAAGUGUAUUUUUUAUGUUAUCUGUUUAUAGUUUGUGAGUUGUUAUUAUGUUGUUUUCAUGGUUUCAAAGUGGUGUGACUUGGCUUUGUUUAUGGCAAGAGUGUUGUCCUUGCUAGCCAAGCGGUGUACUUUGAAUAAUGUGACUUGGCUUUGUUUAUGGCAAGAGUGUUGUCCUUGCUAGCCAAGUGAUGUACAGACAUGAAACACAUAAUAAAAUCUGUUUGUAAUCACAAAAUGUGUACUUAUAAGUAUGUUAUAUUUUGUAAGUAUUUAUGUGUAAUUAAUGUGUAAAUGGCUGUUACAUAUGAAGUGUAUUUUUUGUUAUGUUAUCUGUUUAUAGUUUGUGAGUUGUUAUUAUGUUGUUUUCAUGGUUUCAAAGUGGUGUGACUUGGCUUUGUUUAUGGCAAGAGUGUUGUCCUUGCUAGCCAAGCGGUGUACUUUGAAUAAUGUGACUUGGCUUUGUUUAUGGCAAGAGUGUUGUCCUUGCUAGCCAAGCGGCGUACUGACAUGAAACACAUAAUAAAAUCUGUUUGUAAUCACAAAAUGUGUACUUGCAAUUGAGCGAUUGUUUAUGGAUCAUACUACCACUAACUGAAAUAUUUUCUAAUAAGCUAAUUGCUGGAUCCUUUGGUGGUUUAAGUUAUUGAGUCUUUACUUGUGCUUUUUUUGAAAAGAGUUUAUAAUCGAAACUUGCAACAAAAAAUCUUGAAACCUUUACACAAAACCUAUUCACACAAAAAAAACAAUCUCAAAUUCGAAUGCCUUCUCUUAAUGUUGAUCGUUUUUUAACAUCCAAAGGGAAGUUUUGUUAAUCUUUAUACCAUUUACUAAAAGAUAUAUUAUAGGGAAACAAAUCAAAUUGAUUUUAUAAAGUACUUCUGAUACUUUUUAUGUUAUAUAUAAUAGAUAUUGUAAAAUUUAAAAAAAAAAAAUUAUUUUUUUAAUUUUAUCUCAAGAAAAAUGUUUUUUGUUUCUCACACAAAUUUGUAAAUUUUUUCUCUUUGGAAUUAUAGUAUUUGAUGGAUACAUUGCUCAUUUUGCUUUUUUUAUAUAUAUCUCCGUUAUAUAUGAAUGGAAACCGUUAAUACUUUUAUUACCAUGGUAAUUACAGAUCUAGAUAGUUCCAUUCCCAUUAAGUAUUUUACAAAUUUUCGGUACAAAUAAUAGCUAUAGUAGUUUAAUAAUUUGCUAAUUUAUAAACAUUUAGAAAAAUUUGUUGCGAGUUUAUUGUAGAAAAUUUGCUUUUCAAACAAAUAGAGCUAAUUUUUGACAUAAUUAGGAUUCGUCACCUGAUUCUUUGUCAAAUACUUCUCCUUUUUAAAUAGGAAAGGUUAAAUUUUAUAAAAAAGUUUGCCAAAACACUGGGAGAAAUGUCACGUAAUUGGUAACUAUGUUAAAUACACUUUUGUUAGGUCCACGUAAUUUUCGAAUCUGCUCAUCACUACGUUAGAUGGCGUUAUUUCUUUAAAAUACCUUAAAAAUCUUCAAUUCAAAGUUUUUGUUUCGAAUCAUCAAAAUAUUGGCAUAUGAUAUAAAUAUACGAUUCUAAUAAACCAAAAGUAUGUGGAAAAAUUGCGCAUACUUAGGCAUCAUAAAAACUUAAUUCACACCAACCAUUUACUUCGAUAUUUUUUAGUGUAUGGCAGAAAAAUAAAUUACGAAUUGUCUUAGAUAAAUAAAGUUACCGGACCUUUAUUACUUAAUCCAUAAACAAUUAUUGUUUCAUUCGAUUUAACACCACAAUAAAAAACAAAGCUUUUUCUAUUUAUUUUCGAAAAACGUUUUACAGGAAACCGAGUUCUUUUGUAGCAUUUUAGUUAGAGUUAUAAAAAAAUCUAUAACUCUUAUUUUGUUAAGUAAAAAAAAAAUCUUAUGCUCUUCUAAUUUUAGUCACCAAUAACAACUAUGUUAGGAAUAGUAGAAAAUGUUAUGUGUGGUAGAGAAACUGUUUUAGUGUGGUGUUGUAGGAGUACUGCGGGUCUAAGAAACUUUGUUUUCAUCGAUAAAUUAUUCUAUUGGUCUAUUAAAACAGUAUGAAAACUUUCCAGUAUUUAUAUUUGAUGUCUUUUUUUCAUUUCAUUUUAUAAUUGUAAUUUAAGUUUCAAAAAGCAGCAAAAACAACUUGAAAAGAACUAUCGCACAAUGACUCGCUUAAACACAGGAUUCCAAUUUCCUGAUAUACAUGGAAAUGCUGAUACUGCUUUCACUAUAUUGUCUCUUUGUAAUGUGUAACAUCAUUUUUACUUAGGUUUGCCAAAUGACCGGCUUUUACAGAGUAGAAUAUAGUCCCAAACAUAUACAGUUCAGUUCUUUUACUGCUUUCUUCUUCAUAAAAGCCGGACGUCUUGCAACCCUUGAAUUUCCCCUUCUUUUUGUUUGCAUAAAUUACAUAAUUCUCUUAAUUAUAAAUACUCCAAAUCCGAUUUUCGAACAGCGUAUUUUAAAAUCUAAAGAAAUAUAAGCGAUUAAAGAUUACAUUUUGCAAGCCAACUGGAUGCUUAAACAACUCAAAAGACAGCCACGCGCUCAUUAUAGCUCUCUUAUAGAAUCUGAGUGAGUUACUGUUUUGAAUAUCUAAAAUCUUCAAAUUAAGUUUUUAUGAUUUUAAGUUAAAUUAGACUUAAGAAUAUGUGUAAGAAUUGAGAAUAAAUAUUUACUUUUUAUUUUAGAAAUGAACACACAAGAAAAUUUAAACGACGAUGAUGGUGACUUUUUUAGAAAAAAAUUAGAAGAUUUACAAAAGUCCAUAGGUGAGUAAAAUUGCUUUUAUGUUUAUUAUACACCCUAAUUAUUUAUGUACAUCUAAUAUUAAAUGCGUUUUUUCAAUUUGAGAUUAGUUUUGGACUUUGUACUUUUUGGUCAAUUUUUUUAGAUAUCAUUUUAAACUACAUUUGUAAGUAACUAUAUUAUGUUUUAUGUCUCAUAAAAGUUUUAAUAAAUAAUAUAAUGUAAUCACUUAUAUAGUGACAAAUCCAACUUCCUCAGUAACGUAUGUUGUUGUACUCACUUAUACUUGACUUAAUUUAUGGAUUAAUUGGUUUUAUUGCAUUUUUAAUUUUCUUUUAUUUAUCUCUAGCUGCUGCUUCUUCUGUUACAAGCUCGAAGUCAUGGGAAGAAUUCAGAAAGUAUCGCUCCCAGCAUCCAGGCCCUCUAUCUAUGAGGGCCUUCCAUCGCUGGUGUUUGUAUGGGGACGACCAUCCCUCCUUUAGAUGGAGGGAUGGCACCCCAUACAACACGGGGAAUAGAGCGGAUGCUGGGAGGAGAAGACAACGUGGCGCAAAAGUUGUCAAUAAUUUUUUUACAUAUUAAAAUGUAAAGAAAUUGACAACUUUUGAGCCACUUCAUUUUUUUUUUUUGUAAUAUAUUUUUGUAAAUUUA
Messenger RNA from Hydra vulgaris (swiftwater hydra), 4889 nucleotides. RefSeq lists its product as uncharacterized. The record is from RefSeq and is a predicted model, not a curated record. NCBI's taxonomy places the organism in Eukaryota, Metazoa, Cnidaria, Hydrozoa, Anthoathecata, Hydridae.